Molecule: messenger RNA, 1725 nt
Organism: Clupea harengus (Atlantic herring)
Lineage: Eukaryota; Metazoa; Chordata; Actinopteri; Clupeiformes; Clupeidae
Product: transmembrane protein 132D-like
Exons: 3
Coding region: 1078-1725 (215 amino acids)
Source: RefSeq, a predicted model, not a curated record
GAGGAGGGUUGUAGUUGGGACGGAGUGCAGAGGAAAGGACAGAAUGCAUGGUGUCUUUAAAAAAAAUAUAUAUGGAUUUGUCUUAAUCAGUGGGACAAGGGCAUUGUCUUGCCUAAUAGUGUAAACCUUUAAUUUUUCUUGAAAUCUAGGUGAUACUUAAAGUUUUAAGAGGGGUUGUUUUAAAAUCUGACUUUUUUUGUCGUAUCAAACUUGGACCAUAUAUCCUCACCCGUCUUCGUUUUCGUCUUUGGACGAGAACACGCCUCCAUGCGCGUUCACCACCCUGGAUACGAGUGAAAACAGUUUGAGUGUCAUAAGGAAUGCCCUAAAUGAUUAAACGUCUCAGAGAAUGACCUUAUGCUAGCCAAAAGAGUAAUACACGUUUCAAACAAGUACUGAGACAAGAUAAGCCAUUCGUAUUUGAGGAGAGUCCAUGCCUAAAAAUGUGUACCCCUCUUCAGACUCCUGACAUCGGAGUACUCAGACGGCCGUCUCUGCGCACACUACAGAGCGAAAGCUUCCGCUGCGCACUACUACACCGGCAGAAGAAAACCGGCUACUGAAAUUCAGUGAGUCCACGUCAUGCGCCACAAUAUUUACCGAAAAUAACCGAGACAAUUUAAUUUCUUCAGUAAUCACUCAGUAAUAGUUAAAAUUACUGCGGCUUCUCGAACGAAAAAUAAACACAUGGAGAGUUUGUCAUUAUUUUCUGAGCUUGGCAAGUAUCACCGCGCAUCUGCUACCCGCUUCUGCACCGACCAAGUAACACAGGUCGAUCCAAGCGAAUACAUGACAACGCUGUGAGGACCGCGUGUUAAGUGAUGGUCCAUCUGACUGACCUCCGACAGCGGGAAGUUAAUUGAGAAUAGUGAUCUUGGACACUUAUGCUGAUGAAAUACUGGAAACGCGAGGACGAUUGAAAACGGCUAGGAUUAGAGACAUGGAUAUAAUGGAACUUUGUCGCAUGCCAAUGUUUUUCGCAAUUGGGAAACGACCCGAUACUUCAAUGUGGUAGCCAGCAGUCAUCAUAUUUUUCAUCAUCUUCUUUCUCAUCCUCUGGAAAAAACACGAAACCAAAUGGAAGUUUUUUGGAGAGCACAAAUUAACAUGUUGCGUGUCUGCGCCCUGCAUACAAUUGUGGUACUUCUUGGAGUUGCAGAAGGACGUCUCCUGGAUGGACUCCCGCACUUCCCAGCCCCGCCCUCCUACCUACCUGUCAACUUCACCCUCCUCCACGGCGACUCCGCCUUCUUUCUGAAAGAGGCCAAUCAGGACAUCAUGCGCAACUCCAGCCUGCUGUCGCGCACCGAGCCCUUCUUCGUGUUCCGCGCCCGACGUACCCCCAUCAUCAACGCCAGCAUUGGGCCCCUGUCUGUAGAGCAGCCCGUGCCCAUGGACCUGCUCCAGCCCUCUGGCUCCAUCUUCCUCCCUUCUUCCUCCUCCUCCUCCUCCUCCUCCUCCUCGUCCCCUCUGUUCACCUUCAACUGGGAGGUGCAGACCUUCAUCAUCUCGGAGCGAAUCUACCUGCGGCGUCCGAGGGUGCAGGUGCUCUUCUACGUGUCGGGUCGCGACUGGGACGACUACAGCACGGUGGGACGGCUGCCCUGCGUGCGCCUGUCCGCCUUCCACGAGACGCAGGAGGCGCGCGGCCUCUGCCAGCUGGGCGGCGACCUGGGCCUGUGUGUGGCAGAGCUGGAGCCGCUGCCGGGCUGCGGGCCUCCGUAG